CAGCAUCUGCGCAUGCGCACCCCCUCCCCGUCCAUGUUAUCUUGGCGGAAGAGGAGUUAGCUUGGAAGAGGCUAACGGCUAGCUUAGCGCACACGCUUCACGUCCGGCGCCGCGGAUAAGAGUCGGCAGAGCCCGUCUCGGCGACCGAGAGCUACCGUCAUGGCCACCGGUCGUUGCUCCGCCAGGCGGCGGGUUAGCGAGGAGGACUGGGUCGGUCCCGCAGGUGUUAUGUAAGAGGCCGCUAGCCGAGCUAAGCUAACGUUAGCCUGUGACGAUGAGUCAAGAAAUGUCUCCGGACUUCGUGUUGAUGCGCCUCGUCUCCGCGGCCGAGUACGACCACCUGGACAAGCCGGAACAUCUCGUGUCCGGGAAAGCCGGGCUGGGUCACAGCGGCGGGUUCGAUGUCGAUUCCGGAGUGCACCCGCCAGCCCUCGGCUUGGCCUCUCCUCACUACAGUUCACCUCUGCCCGGCAAAGGUGAACUGGAAGCCGGGCUGCUCUUGACUGACGUCCCCCCGGGCUCGUGCUCGGGCUCGGAGGUGCCGCCGUCCCGCCCACCGACGGAGGACUUCGCUGUCGCGGCUCAGUGCUUUGUGGAUUUCCCGCUGGCGCACGGACACGGUCCGGAGGGGGCCGGGUCUGGGGCGCAGCUGAUGGUGUUCCAGAACCUGCUGCGCUCCACUGACCGGAUCCUGGAGUUCGGCUUGGAGAAGCCCUCCCAUUCGGGAUUCCUGCAGGAGGAAGGAGAGGCACAGCAAAUGGACUCGGGAUCAGGUUGCGGUCCGUCUGGUCCCAGACAGGACCAGAAUCAGCGCUGCAUCCUGUCUUCAGAGAAGAACCCUCAGUGGCGUCCAGAAGGCACGAAUGGAUCCCAUCCUGGUCUCGCCCCUUCUGGGUCGGUCAUCUGCCACCGACACUGCCUGGCUAAAUGGCCCCCAGGCCUGCUGGAUCAGGCCCUGCGUCUCGGCCUGCUGCAUCCCAGGAAGAACUGUGGUACUGGUGACAAGGACCUGGUCCUGGCUCUGGCGCGGAGACUGCAUCAGCUGGGGGAGGAGAGGGUGGCGAGUGGGGUGGGGGAUGAGACGGUAGCUCCCCUCCCUCGGUGCUCCUGUCUACUGGAGCCUGGGACCAAGGGACUGGGACCAGGAGAGGACCCAAGUGAGACCAGUGAUGCUCUGCUGGUACUGGAAGGGUUGGGAAGCCACGAGGCAGGUCGACCCGGAGGGGAGGGGGGGACAAGCGGGAGGGUGGGGCCUGUGUUUUCCACUGGGACUCUCAGCAGGCUGAUGCAGCAGGUCCACAGACUGGCCGGGGAGGCGGGGGUCUGCACGGGUCAGACCUGGCAUAGCUCGCUAGACAGACAACCCACCCAGCCCCAAACUCUCUCGCCCUGCGUCCCCUCAUGUCCCACCCCCGACCUCCGGCCUCUCCCGCAAGGUCAGCACCAGUCCCGUUCACAGCCACAGAGCCGGGCCGCCACCCCCAAAUUGGGCCUUGCCACGGGGGGAGCGGGCCGGUCUGCGUCCCCUCUGGUGGUCCUUGAAGGUGACCUGGGGGCAGAGAGGACACCCAGGGGAAAAUCCAGGAAAGGGGGGUCGCUGAAGGUCAGACUCAGCAAACUGUUCAGAACCAAGAGCUCUGGUGGCGGCCCAGGGGGGGUCCUGGACAAGCGGCCGUCCCUCGCCUCGUCCACCUCCUCGGGGGGGAGUCUUAUGGACGUGUGGGCGUCCAACGUGGAGGAUGGCGGCAGGCUGCAGACGUGCACGCCACCUUUCACGGGGGAGACCGUCUCUCUGCUGGACGUGGACAUUUCUCACAGGGGGGCCAACUGUCUCCACCCCCCAACUCCACCUCCUCCCCCUAGACGGAGCCUCAGUCUGCUUGAUGAUUUUGGGGGUCCUCCUCAGCCGCGGGGUUCACUGGCAGAGUGCGGUGGGGGUGCGUCGAUGCAGUCUCUGCCCCCCAGGCCAGUCGCCCCGCCCCCCUCCCUGAGAGCCAUGCACCACAGCCUGAGUCUCAGCGGCGAAGCGCUGGCCAGCCGGCAGCCGACACGUGCGUCGUCGUCAUGGUGCGGCCUCUCCUCAGACGCCUUCCUGCGGGCACUACCCAGACCCGUUCCGCUGCGGUCCGUGGAAGAUCAGCCACUCCCUCCCCGGCUGGGCGCCCGCUGCCCCCUCAAACGUCCUGAUGCCGGCACCUUCGCCAGCAGCCUACGGGAACUGGAGAAGUGCGGCUGGUAUUGGGGCCCGAUGACCUGGGAGGAUGCUGAGAUGAAACUGAAAGGCAAAGAAGACGGCUCCUUUCUUGUUCGGGACAGUUCGGACCCGCGUUACAUCCUCAGUCUGAGCUUCAGGUCGCAGAGCGUCACGCACCACACGCGCAUGGAGCACUACAGAGGGACCUUCAGUCUGUGGUGUCACCCCAAGUUUGAGGACCGCUGCCACUCGGUGGUGGAGUUCAUCGAGCGGGCCAUCGCGCACUCCAAGAAUGGAAAGUUCCUCUACUUCCUGCGCUCCCGGGUCCCAGGUUUGCCUCCGACGCCUGUCCAGCUGCUGUAUCCCGUGUCGCGUUUCCACAGCAUCAAGACCCUGCAACACCUGUGCCGCUUCUGCAUCCGCCAGCUGGUUCGCAUCGACCACAUCCGGGACCUGCCCCUGCCCACGCCACUGAUCGCGUACCUGCGCAAGUUUUACUACUAUGACCCUGAGGAGGAGGUGGCCCCGCCUCCAAGGGAGCGCACGGAGGCCGGCGCCUCGCACACCAGCACGUGAGUGACGUUUUUCCCAGACGGAACACCCCGCCUACUUUGGUCUUUCACAUCCUGGACCGGCCGUCGUGCCGAGCUCUCUCAUUGGCUCAUGAGGUCACCUCUGCUGAUGUCAUCGUUCGUGAGGAUGCUAACGUGAAAGACAUGCACGCACGCUAGCUGUCAGUCAACCCAAGUGGGUGGCACCCUCUUGCCGACUUUGUGGCCUGAUGAUGUCAUGGGACUGCAGAAUGAUGAUGUCAUGCAAGGUGGGAGGGGACACAGCGGUCAAUAAAGGUGGGCGUGGCUUC
This is a messenger RNA of Doryrhamphus excisus (bluestripe pipefish), 3056 nucleotides long. Its product is annotated as suppressor of cytokine signaling 7-like. The record is from RefSeq and is a predicted model, not a curated record. NCBI's taxonomy places the organism in Eukaryota, Metazoa, Chordata, Actinopteri, Syngnathiformes, Syngnathidae. Gene Ontology annotation, molecular function: 1-phosphatidylinositol-3-kinase regulator activity. Gene Ontology annotation, cellular component: phosphatidylinositol 3-kinase complex. Gene Ontology annotation, biological process: phosphatidylinositol phosphate biosynthetic process; intracellular signal transduction.